This is a messenger RNA of Plenodomus lingam JN3, 312 nucleotides long. RefSeq lists its product as uncharacterized. The record is from RefSeq and is a predicted model, not a curated record. NCBI's taxonomy places the organism in Eukaryota, Fungi, Ascomycota, Dothideomycetes, Pleosporales, Leptosphaeriaceae.
AUGUCUCACCCACCCAACAGCGCAGAAAUCAUCCAACGCGCUCCUCAGCAUGGCAUUGUUGUCCACAGCUCAGCAACUCGACUCCCCACAUCCAACAUGGAAUCUACUCAUCCUCCUACCAGUGGAUCCCAGCCCCGCUUCGCCAAUAACAAAACAUACUGCUCAGAGCCGUCGUGUGGCAAUGCCUUUGCUGUUCAGCCAUAUGGUAUGAGCCCGGAUGAUGAUGUCUUCAUCAAGAUACGAUGUGCAGAGUGCCAACCGGUCAUCAUGAUACCUCUCUACCUUGGUACAAAUGAGCGAUCCAUGUGGUGA